Molecule: messenger RNA, 2928 nt
Organism: Microtus oregoni (creeping vole)
Lineage: Eukaryota; Metazoa; Chordata; Mammalia; Rodentia; Cricetidae
Gene: Bend6
Product: BEN domain containing 6
Exons: 8
Coding region: 701-1540 (279 amino acids)
Biological process (GO): negative regulation of Notch signaling pathway; positive regulation of neuron differentiation
Cellular component (GO): nucleus
Molecular function (GO): DNA binding; transcription corepressor activity
Source: RefSeq, a predicted model, not a curated record
CGGGCUGCGGCGGCGCGGCCGCGCGCACAUGGCUGCAGCCGGGACCGAGCGGCGCGCCCUCCCGCAGGCCGGCUCGGUGCGCGCGCGCACGGCCCGCCAGGCCACGCGCCAGGCGGCGGUGCGCGGGACCCCCGGGCUUCGCCUCUGCAGCCUCGGUGGAUCGACUGCUGGAGGCCGGCGUCAGGGGGCGCCAAGGAGCCGGGGGGGACCCGGGCUCCCGCCUCCCUGCGCCCGCCCGGAGGCUGGGGCUCGGAGGAUGCAGCAGGAUGGACAGCUCGCCCAGAAAGGCCCAGCACAGAGGAUACUGAGAGCCGGGGCUGCAGAUCCAGAUGGUUUGGUGUGGUGCGAGAGAUAUUCUUUAUAACCCUGUGUGUGGCCCUGCUUCACCGUCUCAUGUGUCUGGAUGAGGUUUAGACUAGAAGAUUAACACCACUCACACAAACUGCAGCUCUACUUUAAAAGAAGUUUCUACAUAAGCUUUUCUACCAAUUCUUACAAGGAUGGGUUUCGUAGGGGCUGGCUUCUCCACAGCAGAAUUAACAGCUCACAAAAUCAUCCUCAAAGACUACUAGUGCUGCUGGUGGCCUUGAACACUCCAGAAGCCUGAGGAGAAGCAUUGGCUACAUGCAGAAGAGCAGCACCUAUAUGGGAGUCUCUGCCUUCGACGGUUUCAGAAAGCUUUCGCUGACUAACUGAGAAGAUGCAGAAGAUCUUGCAGACAGAUGAAAUUACCGAUAACCAAGUUCUUAGGAAAAGGAAGAGGAAACGGACAGAGACAGCGAACGCAGAGAAUGCAAAUAGUGCCAUGGAUAAAGCACAGAGAGACCCAUAUUCAGGAAAUGCCUUCCUGCCUGGCGAGAGCUCCAGUGAUGACGAAACCCCCUUAGCAGAACUGUCCAAGGAGGAACUUUGUACCAAAAUCAAAAACCUGAAGGAGAAGCUAACGAACAUCCGGAAGGAAAACAGUCGGCUUCGACAGUCUUUGGUCAUGCUACAAGUGUUACCGCAGGCAGUCACCCAGUUUGAAGAACUGGUUGCAGUGGCAGAGACCCUGCUUAAAGGUGGGGGUGUGGCGUCCACACCUGCAUCUACUCUCUGGAGAUCAGCCAACAACUCCUCCCCAGACUCUUUUGCCUCUCUUUGCGGUAAUUCCAACUCUAGUUCCAGCUCCCCACGUUCCCUGAAGGCUGAGGAGGAGCAGCCUCCUGGUGAGAAGCAGUUCAAGAUUGAAAACUGGCAGAUUGCACGUUGUAAUAAGAGCAAGCCUCAGAAAUUUAUUAAUGAUUUAAUGCAAGUUCUUUACACAACUGAAUACAUGGCUACACACAGUCUGACUGGGGCAAAAUCCUCUACUUCAAGAGACAAGGUUGUAAAACCAGCUAUGAAUCAGAAUGAAGUUCAAGAAAUCAUAGGAAUAACGAAGCAGGUGUUUCCCAGCACAGAUGACAUUUCCAUCAGAAGGAUGAUAGGACAGAAACUCAAUAACUGCACCAAGAAGCCGAAUGUGGGCAAAACUCUUAACUCUCAGGAUAUUAAGUAGACCCUAAUGGUAUCUUAAAAUAAAGCAUGUUUGGUUUUACGUCAACCAUUGGAUUUUGUGGAGACACAUCAGAGACCAGCUGUAUGGCGUCUGUAGAACCCAUGGCCUUCCUGGUGGAGAAAAAGACUGGCCGAAGAAGCUGCAUGCAGAGGCCAUACUAAUUGCUAACGAUGCAUCAACCCAGAGAAUGUCUGUCAAACACGCAUGUGAUAUGGUUCCCUUGGAAUUUCGCAUUUCUCGCAGCCCCAAAUACUUCCCUGGACAACUAACAUAAGAUAAUAUAAGCUCUUGUCAUAGCAACAAAAGCAUCUACCCUCCAUAUCGGUCAAUGUCCUCCACAACAGCAUGCAUUAUCACCAUCGGUGAUUCCCCAUGAUGCUGUUUGUUUGCUUUUUGGAUGUAGCAAGCGCGUUGAGUGGAAAUGCAAUUGAAAUAAUGCAUUUACAAAUACAAAAGGAGCAAAGUGAGCCUAAGGGAUGAUAACCGCAUCUAACCAAGUGGUGAUGAUGUAACAUUAAGGUGAAUAGGAUUAUGGGAAAAAAACAAAAACAAAAAUCUUUUCAAUAUUAAGUUGUCCAAACACAAUCCUAAAAGCCCCAAAUCUCAUUUUUGUUUGUUAAAAUGAUGUACCGAAUUUUGUAAUAGACACUUAGUCUGUGAAGCAGACAUACCUCCCAAUAUUCGUUGUCCAACGUGUACUAGUUACAAAUUGUAAUGUUAAACAACAAUAUUACCUAAAGUACACUUAGGGCAUAACAUCAUGUUUGAUCAGCUGUGAUGCUAAACUGCUUAAUUUUAACGUGUUUAUUUCCACUCUAACAGAAGGGAAGUGAAUUGGAAAAAAAUACUGCUUUAAUAAUGGCACAGGAAAAAUGUCAUUUUGUAAAUCAACAAAAGAUAAAAUAUUCUUUAGAGACUUUUCACUUGAUGGCAGAUUGCCUGACUACUUUGCAAUAUGAAACUAUAUUUUUUCCUUCCUUCCUUCCUCCCUCUCUCCCUCCCUCACUCUCUCUUUCUCUCACUUUCUUCUUUUCUUUCUUUUUCUUACUUUUUUCUUCCAAGGCAGGGUUUCUCUGUGUAGGUCUGGCUAUCCUGGAACAAACUAUAGAUCAGGAUGGCCUUGAACUCAGAGAUCUGCCUGCCUCUGCCUCCCAAAAGCUGGGAUUGAAGGUGUGUGCCACCAUGCCCGGUGAGACUCUGCUUCUUGAGUGUGUAAAGUGAUGUCAAAACUUGGAGAGGGGGACCCCUAAAGUGCAGCGCACCCAGGAAGUAUUCUGUAAAGGGUGCUUGAUAACCAUGCAGUCAUACAGAACAGUUAUUCUCAAUGAAAUAAAUUAUGCAACAUUUGCUACUUUUAAUUAAAUAAAAUUUAACUCCAUUGAAAACUA